Tetrahymena thermophila SB210 is the source of this 819-nucleotide messenger RNA. RefSeq lists its product as hypothetical. Lineage: Eukaryota; Ciliophora; Oligohymenophorea; Hymenostomatida; Tetrahymenidae. The transcript has 3 exons. The record is from RefSeq and is a predicted model, not a curated record.
AUGACUUAAUAAAAUAUAUGUAAUUUGUUAUCUGAUCUUAUCGUUAUCAGACGAAGACAUAUUAACUAACUAUUUAAUUAAUUAAGAAAAAAUUAAUAAAUUUAUAUACAAACUUAUAUUCAAAAAUUAAUUAACUCCUCAAUUAAUUUAAAAAAUCAAAUAAUUAACUAGAUAACUGCAAUAUAUAUUUAUCUAUCUAAUCUUCUGUCUAUCUAUCAUUCUAAGAAAACUAUUUUAAAACCAAUUAGUCAACUAUCAGUAAUAUUAGUUAGUUAAUUAGACAGCAAGAGAUAAAUAUUAUUUUCAAAAAAUAAAUAAAUAAAUUACUCAAUAUUUUUAAAAUUACAAAAAUCUACAUUUUUAUCUACUCAAAAGCAAAGAAUGAAUUUUUUUAAAUAUCUUUAAGCAGAUAUUUUUCAAGGAAUUUAGAAAUUAAAAAAAAUUGAUUAGGACUAAAAAAAGUAUUUUCAUUAAGCAAGAAAAUAUAUAAAUAAAUAAAUAAAAGAAAUAAAAGAAAUAAUAGUUAUGCAUUAAAAAAAUAAUUAGAUUAAUUAUAAAAAAUCCAUCAAAUAGAUCUAUUAAUAAAUAAUUAAGUAAGUAAGCCUUCAUAAAUUUGUGUAAUACUUAUUAUAAAAAAAUAAUUAACUUCUCAUUUUAUUUAUUUUUUUUCAUUUACUAAGUAAAUAAAUUAGUCUCCAACAAUUUUUGAGAUACUUAUUUAAAGAGCUAAUAUAAUUUAUUCACCCACCCUAUUGUCUUUUGUUUUCUUAAUUUUUAAAAUAUUUAUCAAUCUGUUAAUAUUAAUUAUAACGAUUUUGA